UGCAGCUGUCUACCUUUAUUAUCCAGGCUCUAGCUCUACCUACCAUGACCCUUGCCCUGGGCAUCAACUGUCGAGGAAGUGCCCUGUGCAGCUUUGUGGAUGCAGGUUAUGAUGGGAUGUCCCUGAUGGCAAAUCAAUUGCAAGCUGAGGUUAAUAAAGGGCGCGGAGGUGUUUUCUAUCCCACCGGCGCACAUAUUGUCUGUACAACUGAGCAAUGUGCAUUCUACCAGUCGGGCGCAAGUGGGACGAUUGCUGAUGCCCUUGGACACAUCCAAAACCUCAUUAAACAUGGCUGCAAAGUCUGUGGCAGUGACCCUACCCAGCCGGGUAAUGAUGUUAGUAAGGGGCAAUUGACUGUGAACAGUGUCUCUUCUCCUAAUUGCAAUGGUGUUUGUUCUCCUUGACUAGAUAGACUAGAUACUACAGUAUAUACUAUAUACUAUAACUAUAACUAUAUACUAUAUAGUAUUAUAUAGUAUAUAGUUAUAGUAUAUAGUUAUAGUAUGGGGUAUAAGAU
Penicilliopsis zonata CBS 506.65 is the source of this 517-nucleotide messenger RNA. RefSeq lists its product as hypothetical. Gene Ontology annotation, cellular component: extracellular region. The transcript is spliced from 2 exons. Bases 45 to 404 code for a protein of 119 amino acids. NCBI's taxonomy places the organism in Eukaryota, Fungi, Ascomycota, Eurotiomycetes, Eurotiales, Aspergillaceae. The record is from RefSeq and is a predicted model, not a curated record.